Molecule: messenger RNA, 683 nt
Organism: Zootermopsis nevadensis
Lineage: Eukaryota; Metazoa; Arthropoda; Insecta; Blattodea; Termopsidae
Source: RefSeq, a predicted model, not a curated record
UUAGGAACAAAUACAUUAGAUAAAAUGGACAUGCUCAUGAUAUUACGGAAGAAUUUAUUCGCAUUUUGUUGUUGCAAAUUGCGUGACGAUUUGUAUAUCGAGGAAAAUAAUGUAAGCAGUUUAAGGAGCUGGAUAUUCUGCAAAAAUCGGAGCCCCUCUGCUGUGUCAGCCUCCGAGACAGACGGAGAUGAUUUCAAGGCGCAGGCGGUAGAAGAUAAGGGCUUCUUCUUCGGAGACGACGUUUUCAACUACCAAGAAGCUCAAGGACACAGGACGAGCGAAAUCUUCGAAGGACCUAUAUCUGACCCGUCAGAUCUUGAUCAAGACGACUGGGUCCACUGUGGAGAUGGUUCAAUCCCCGUAUGUACACCAGACGAAACGUUUAAUGGGGAAAUACAAGAUGACGGAAAUAAAUGGUUUAAGGAUUUGAGAGCAUCAGCAAAACAUAUAAAGAUACUGAGGACACUAAGAAGCGAGGGGGAGAACCGGCCAAGUCUGCCCACAACUGUUAAGGACAUUGAAGAGAUUAAGCCUAUAAAUGAGCACCGAGAGAUGGACAAGUGGCCAAAAAGAUUAAGAAAAUUGGUGGAACUUUCAGUCGUAAUGCGCAAAUGAGACGGCAUCGAAAAAGCGAGGCGAAUGGUUGAGAUACGUGCGUACAGGCAGGAUGAGCUCAGAGAGAC